AUGGUUGACUGUGGACCCUCUUGUGCUGUGCCCUCUUGCGCCUCCGCCCCAGUGGUUGGCUUCGGAUCAGCUGGUUCCAGAGGCCUUGGCUGCGGACCUCUUGGCUAUGGCAAUCUCGGUUAUGGCGGUCUCGGCUAUGCAGGUCUCGGCUAUGGCAGUCUCGGCUAUGGCGGUCUCGGCUAUGGUUUGGGCUACGGCCUCGGAGCUGGCGCCUUGGCCGAGAGCUCCGGAAGCCUGGGCACCCUGGCCGGAGUCAUCCCCAAACCCAUCAACCAGAUCCCACCAUCCGAGGUGACCAUCCAGCCCCCUGCAGUUGUGGUCACCAUCCCCGGCCCCAUCCUGUCUGCCAGCUGUGAGCCCGUGGCCGUCGGAGGCAACACCCCAUGCGCCCCCGGAGGUAUCGGAGGUACCGGAGGCUUCGGAGGCUUCGGACGCGUUGGUGGCGUCUACGGAGGCCGCCUGGGACGUCUCGGUCGCCGUGGCAGCCUUUGUAACCUCCCCUGUUAAGUAAACCAAGACUCUCCAUGACCAAAAACGGAUUUCAGAAGAUUGGCUAAAGCGUGUUGGACCCUAUUUUGGCCUGUCUGUCAUUUUCACAAUUCUCCUCUGCUUGCUCCACGUUGAUCCCAUUGCUUGUAUUUAUUUCCCAGUACUCCCACCGCCACUUACAUCAAGGAACACUACCUCUUCCUGUGAAAUUAUCUUCCCACUAAAUUGAUUAGUCUAGGGUUUAAAGGGAAGGUAUCAAGGAAGAA
Thamnophis elegans (Western terrestrial garter snake) is the source of this 755-nucleotide messenger RNA. RefSeq names its product claw keratin-like. Gene Ontology annotation, cellular component: intermediate filament. Bases 1 to 507 code for a protein of 168 amino acids. The record is from RefSeq and is a predicted model, not a curated record. The transcript has a single exon. Lineage: Eukaryota; Metazoa; Chordata; Lepidosauria; Squamata; Natricidae. Gene Ontology annotation, molecular function: structural constituent of cytoskeleton.